Molecule: messenger RNA, 1633 nt
Organism: Cervus elaphus (red deer)
Lineage: Eukaryota; Metazoa; Chordata; Mammalia; Artiodactyla; Cervidae
Gene: ENO3
Product: enolase 3
Exons: 12
Coding region: 228-1550 (440 amino acids)
Biological process (GO): glycolytic process
Cellular component (GO): phosphopyruvate hydratase complex
Molecular function (GO): magnesium ion binding; phosphopyruvate hydratase activity
Source: RefSeq, a predicted model, not a curated record
UUCAUUGAUGGGCUGGGAUCACGCCCUAAAGCGCCCGCGGUCGCGAUCGGUGGAGAAAGGGCUUCUGACUGACAGCUUCCACGCAGGCGAUAAGUGCUGUCCCAGCGCUAUCAGCAGGGCGCCGCGCCAACUCCUAGGGCCUGUCUAAAUUCGUCUGCCUUCCCCCUCCCCCACUCCCCUCGCCGGCCGGGAGAGGGUAGGAUGGGGUGGAGCGGAGAGAGGCCGCCAUGAGGACCCUGAGAGCCAUGGCCAUGCAGAAAAUCUUUGCCCGGGAAAUCCUGGACUCCAGGGGCAACCCCACUGUGGAGGUGGACCUGCACACGGCCAAGGGCCGAUUCCGAGCAGCUGUGCCCAGUGGCGCUUCCACAGGUAUCUAUGAAGCUCUGGAACUAAGAGAUGGAGAUAAAUCUCGCUACCUGGGGAAAGGGGUCCUGAAAGCUGUGGAACACAUCAACAAGACCCUUGGCCCCGCGCUGCUGGAAAAGAAACUAAGUGUGGUGGAUCAAGAAAAAGUUGACAAAUUUAUGAUUGAGCUGGAUGGGACAGAGAAUAAAUCCAAGUUUGGGGCCAAUGCCAUCCUGGGCGUGUCCCUGGCCGUGUGUAAGGCUGGAGCAGCUGAGAAGGGGGUGCCGCUCUACCGACACAUUGCAGAUCUCGCGGGGAACCCAGAGCUGAUCCUCCCAGUCCCCGCCUUCAACGUGAUCAACGGGGGCUCCCAUGCUGGAAACAAGCUGGCCAUGCAGGAGUUCAUGAUCCUGCCUGUGGGGGCCAGCUCCUUCAAGGAAGCCAUGCGCAUCGGGGCUGAGGUCUACCACCACCUCAAGGGGGUCAUCAAAGCCAAGUACGGGAAGGAUGCCACCAAUGUGGGUGAUGAGGGCGGCUUUGCACCCAACAUCCUGGAGAACAAUGAAGCCCUGGAGCUGCUGAAGACGGCCAUCCAGGCAGCUGGUUACCCCGACAAAGUGGUGAUUGGCAUGGAUGUAGCAGCAUCUGAGUUCUAUCGCAACGGGAAGUACGAUCUCGACUUCAAGUCACCUGAUGACCCCGCUCGGCACAUCAGUGGGGAGAAGCUGGGUGAACUGUACAAGAACUUCAUCAAGAACUACCCUGUGGUGUCCAUUGAGGAUCCUUUUGACCAGGAUGACUGGGCUACCUGGACCUCGUUCCUCUCGGGGGUCAACAUCCAGAUCGUGGGGGAUGACCUCACAGUCACCAACCCCAAAAGGAUUGCCCAGGCUGUGGAGAAGAAGGCCUGCAACUGCCUGCUGCUGAAGGUCAACCAGAUUGGCUCGGUGACUGAAUCCAUCCAGGCCUGCAAACUGGCUCAGUCUAACGGCUGGGGGGUGAUGGUGAGCCACCGCUCCGGAGAGACCGAGGACACCUUCAUCGCCGACCUCGUGGUGGGGCUCUGCACAGGACAGAUCAAGACUGGUGCCCCCUGCCGCUCAGAGCGUCUGGCCAAAUACAACCAGCUCAUGAGGAUUGAGGAGGCUCUUGGGGACAAGGCUGUCUUUGCUGGACGCAAAUUCCGUAACCCGAAGGCCAAGUGAGAGGUUGGAGGCCCCAGGAGUGCACAGGACAGACCUGGGCCUUCAAGCCCUUCCCUCUGAAAUAAAACACUGGUGCCAACCAA